ACCACUUCUCACACACAACCCCUCUUGGAGGCAGAAGCCGGCGAAUGAUAUUCGCUGCGGUUUUGAGAGGAAAAAUACAUCUUUUUUUAUCAACCCCCAAAUAAUUUUCCAUAUCACUAUCCACAGUGAAGAGGUACUUUGUUUUAUCCGUUGCUCGGCUUUGCAUUCCCAUUCAUUGCAGCAGUGAAGGAGCUAUUUUAUGGUGAAUGGGUGAAGAUCUCUUUCUCCUUUUGUCUGCUCUUCAACUUGUUUCUCCCCUUAAAACAACAGGAGGUUUCAAUUCUGUUUUUCCGGGUUAGACCCACACGGAAUGAAUGACAAAGUCAAAGGAGGUUGAUGUCCACAACUCCCCGGCUCACCUCCUCUUCGCCUCGCCCAAGGAACGGAGGCUUCACCUCCGGCAGAAGAUGGAAAGCGGAGGCGGAAGGGAGAGCUCGGACAGCGGGCUGGCGCAGCACGCGGUGGCCGAGCAACAGCACCCCCGAUCGGACAACACGGAGCUGCCUGCAAUACUGUUAGCUCAGGGGGGAAAGAAGAAAAUAAAUCGUGCUCCGUCACCGGCCAGACCGAAGGAUGGACCAGGGUGGUCCCUCACGAAGGUCCGAGGUGGCAUUGGAGCCUCCAGCCUGAGUGUGAAGCCGGGUGCCAUCCACUUGGGGAGCCGUGUAUCCAGACGGAGCCCCACCGGAACCUUGAGUGGAAAAGACGGUAAAGCCGAUAAAAGUGGUGGGAAAUCAACAGGAAAGUCUUCACUCUCCACCACGGCUAAAAGUACCGCGACCAAGAUGGCUAAAACUAUCAGCGGAGUACGGAGGAGGGUGUCGGACGCCAGCAUUGGAUCGGAUGACCUGUCCAAAGACUCUGGUUGCGCCCCCGGGAAGCUUUCCCCCACCGACAGCAGCUCAGAACUGUCAGAUUGUCCCUCCGAAGAGCACAAACUCUCCACGGACGCCCCAAGCAGUGACACCGAGUCGAGGAGCAGCCGAGGCGGCGAAUGGAACGGAACCAACCAAAAACAAUCCUCAGCUAAAAGCUCCACGGAGAGGGCCGACAAGGACCGACCUCCUAUGGGUGUCGAAGCCGGCGAUGAGAGCACAUACCCUGUAGAGGAACGCUCGGUCACCUCGGUGGACAGCCGGAUGCCAGCUAGCACAUCUUUGGCCUUCUCUGACCUCACCGAGGAGUUUGUGGACAGCAUGCAUGAGGAGUUUGUGAGGGAGAUAGAAGAGCUCAGAUCUGAAAAUGACUACCUCAAAGAUGAGAUGGAGGAGUUGAGAUCGGAGAUGCUGGAGAUGAGAGAUAUGUACAUGGAGGAAGAUGUCUACCAACUGCAGGAACUACGGCAACAGUUGGAGCAGGCGAACAAGACCUGCCGCAUCCUUCAGUACCGGCUGAGGAAGGCAGAGCGUCGCUCUCUUCGAGUGGCCCAAACAGGGCAAGUGGAUGGAGAACUGAUCCGAACGCUGGAGCAAGAUGUCAAAGUGGCCAAAGAUGUAUCCAUCCGUCUCCACAGUCAGCUCGACGGUGGAGAGAAGAAGAGAGCUCGUCUGGAGGAGGAGAAUGAGGAGCUCCGAGUCAGACUCCAGGACUUGGAGGUGGCCAAACAGGUGCUGCAGCAGGAGAUUGACAAGAACUCCCAGAAGAAAAGAGGAGCUCGACCAACCAAUAACAAACCCGACAAGAAGGUCUGUCCACAGCAGGAGGACAGCUCAGACCUGAAAUGUCAACUCCAUUUUGCUAAAGAGGAAUCGGCCCUCAUGUGCAAGAAGCUGACCAAGCUGGUGAAGGACAGCGAUGCCAUGAAGGAAGAACUGGCCAAAUACAGGUCCUUGUAUGGGGACGUGGAUGCCUCCAUCACUGUGGAGGAGGUCGCUGACUCCCCCCACACUCGUGAGGCAGAGGUCAGAGUUCACCUGAAGCUGGUAGAAGAAGAAGCUAACCUGCUGAGUCGACGCAUCGUGGAGCUGGAGGUGGAGAACAGGGGCCUCCGAGCUGAGAUGGAUGACAUGAAAGGGCCACAAGAUGGGUCUCAAGAACUUAAUAGUGCUAGUGGUGGUCCAGGAUCAGCCCCAUUUGUCGGUGGAGGCUCUUCAUCAUCUGAAAACAUCAUGGAACUCCAGAGGCACCUCCAGUUUGUGGAGGAGGAGGCGGAGCUUCUCAGGAGGUCCCUGAUUGAGAUGGAGGAACAGAACAAGCUCUUGAUGAAUGAAAUCAAUCGCUAUAAAUCUGAACUGCCUCCACCGACAGCAUCCCUAUCUUCCAACUCUGUGGUGGUGUCGCUGUCGGAGAGACUGCUGCACGACGGAGUGCUUCACUCCUCCGUGCAAGGGGAGGGAGCCGUGCUCAUCAGCCCAGAUGUUUCUCCCCAGCAGGAGGAACUCAGAGUAGCCCAGCUUCAGAUCGGAGAACUAAGCGGAAAGGUGAAAAAGCUGCAGUACGAGAACAGAGUGCUGCUGUCCAACUUGCAGCGUUGUGACCUGGCUUCCUACCAAACGCCUUCCUCGUCCUCGUCAUCCUUAAGAGUGUCACUGGAGACGGAUGCAGAGGCUGGAGACUCAGCAGAGUGUCUCCCCACCAGUCCACCACAUCGCAAAGAGCCACUCGGGGUCGAGAAUGACUCGCGGCAUGACUCGGAGCACAGAAACAACAUUUCUGAAACAAAAAGCUCACCAUUCAGCCUCCUUGGGCUAAAGGACCAUGAUGCUUUGCUCAUAAUGAGGGACCAGGCUCGCUUGGUUUCCACUGCGAUACAGCUCCUUACUGCCCCGGAGUCCAACUGCCUGCCAUCCUCGCCAUCCAUCUAUCACAAGGCAGCAGAGUCAUGUGACCUGGAGAAACCUCAACCUCACUGCCAGAUCUCAGAGCUUUCUGACUUGGCAGACCGGCCUCUUGUUGGGGCUCUGACCAGCAGGCUCCAAGCCCUCCACAGCCAGCUGCAGGUCUUUGUGGAGCGUGUAGACAGUUUUGGUAAAUCCUCACUUGCUGUAGGUGAGGGCCAGCCUCCCUCGACCUCACCUGCCAAUCUCUCACCUUCCUCUAAAGACGAGCACGUUGCACCGAAGACUGCAGCUGAGAAGCAGCAACCUGAUUGUAGGGACCAGUCGCAGCCCGAGGUCAAAGGUGAAGGAGAGAAGAAAGGCCAUAGAGACGAUAGCAAUGCGACAGGAAACAAGUACACAGAGACAGGAGAUGAUGCACUGCCCGUUCAGUCUGGUGAUCCACAUGCUGACUUGAACGAUGAUGAGAUGGAGAAGGAGAGGAAGGCCCAGAGAGAAAUCACACGCAGACUAUCACAGCUCCAGGAGGAGCAGCAGAAGGCUCUGCUCCGUCGGGACUUCCAGCUGCAGAGUUUGGGCCUGCAGGCUCGGCUCCAGCAGAAGUUGUGGGGCCAAGAGAGGACCCUCCUGGUGCAGGAGUCUCAGCACCUCAAACAAGCUCUGCUCCUGCUCAGCCUCAAACUACGUUGCUUCCUUAAACACUGGAGGCUGGGCUGCAAGAAGGACGCAGAGUGGAAAGACAUACUGGAGAUAAACAACCUGAAGGACCUCUACCUUUUACUGGGGGAAGACAACCUGACAAGCCCUGCACAUCUAACUGAGGAAAAGGCUGACACAGAUGAACACGCGCUUGGUCCGGCAAUCAAGUUGAGCACUGUGAGCAGCACCCUGGCAGAACUGAAGGUGGCACUGCAGGAUCUGAGCAGCGAGCUGCGCCAGGAGCGACAAGGCUCCCAGGAGCUAACACAGCAGUUUGCCAAGGCCAAGGCAUCAUGGGAAGUGGAGAGGACGGAACUCAAGAGCCUCAUCACUCAGCUUGAGACCAAAGCAGGCAAAGCUGCGGCUGUGUCCUUGGCUGAUGCAGUGGAGCCGCCUGACCUGAAAGUGGCGCUCAAGAGGGAGCGGGAAGAACACCAACACCUUCUGGCUGAGUCCUAUGCAGCUGUGAUGGACCUGACCAAGCAGCUUCAAAUUGGCGAGAGGAACUGGGGCAGGGAGAAGUUGGAGCUGCUAGAGAGGUUCAGCCAGGAGAGAACUCAGUUGGAGCAGAGGCUGAGAGAGGCUAAGUCAAAGUCAAGGGUGGAGUCUUCUGUAGACACCUUUGUCACCAGUGGAACAAGGACCAAAUCCACAGCACCACUGGACAACCCAGACAAUUUAGCAGCCCUGCCUCCUUUCAUUGGUACACAGUUGAGUGACUGCAACAAGAAGAACUGGACCUAUCUGAAUAAUGAGUCACCAGAGGUCAGCAGUACCUGCAAGACCUGGGAUGGACCCAGCGCUAGCAGCUCCUGCACCAACUUAGCGCGAUCAGGACUGGAUCUGGAGUCCGUCCAGAGGAGCCAUACCGCUCCAGAAAGCACCGGAAUCCGGAUUUACUACAGCCCCCCCGCUGUCCGCCGCAUGGAACACCAGAGAAGAACACAGGAGGCCGAAAAGCUGCAAGAGAGAACGAAGAGAACGUCCACCUUGAGUGUCUCUGAGGCGGGCCUGGCUGACCUCCAGCAGCCCUCAUCCUCCUUUUCCUCCUCUUACGAGCAGUGGUUGAGCUCGCUAUCCAAACAGCACAGAGAGAUCCUGGAGAGCAGGAGUGGAUGCACCACCUUGUCUGUCGGUGCCACUGUGGUAAACAACGGUGUUGCAUCCCCUGCUGCUAACGGCUUGUCUGAUGGGAUGACCUCGUCGCCGUUUCACAGCCUGGAAAUGGGGGAGAUUUCUGCUAACUUGAGUGACGACAUGAAAGAGAUGACCAACUGUGUACGGCAGGCCAUUCGCUCUUCAUCUCUGGAGAGAACAUCCAGCAGAGAACCAGUGGUCGGCUUGUCCAGCAGGUCCACGCAGACCGCCACUCAGUGUGUCAGCAUCGGGCUUCAAACUGACACCCUCCCCAGCAGCAGAGGCACAGGUUUGCACUCCAAAGCCUGGUCCCCUCGACCGUCAUCUGCAACCACAUUGCCAUUAGCGUCAGCCCGAACUCGACAGAUUUCGACAUCUCUGGAUAAAGUUCACAGCCGAAUUGACAGGCCCUGUUGUUCACCCAAAUUUGGCUCUCCGAAGCUCCAACGCCGUGUGUCCUCUGGCUCCACCUCCAGACUGGAUGGUGCUCCUCCAUCCAGAGACCGCAGCCUGUGGAGCCUCCAGCAGAGAGCCAUCAGUGGAAGCGGAGGCUCAGCCUGGGCUCGCUCAACCACCACCAGGGACAGCCCUGUGCUCAGCGGCCUCACUGACGGCCUCUCCAGCCUAUUCAGCGUGGUGGAACAUGCUGGAAGCACAGAGUCACUCUGGAGGGGUGAUGGAGGUGCAAGUCCAGCACGACAUCCUCACGCUGCAGGAAAACCCACAUCCGUCUGCAGCUCUGACACUCAGCGCUAUGGAGGCCUGGUGCAGGAGUUCUUCAAGAAUGUGUGCAACAGCAGCAGCCGUAAGGAGGGCGUUACCCUGCAAGGAGAGAGGAUGCAAAGAGAUGCCCUCGUUGUCGGAGACUUCAACUGCGUGGAUGAGCCCAAGUCGGAAUGUCUGCCGCCUGGGGUGGGAGGUCUCGGAGCCUUAGCUGGACUUUGCGGCAGCAACGACAAUGUGACCAGGAUUUUUAACAAGAGGUUCAUGAGACAGACGGCGGGGGACGAGAUGGUCAGUAUCAUGGGAGGAGGGAAGGAUGUGGCGGGAAAUCACAGCACAGCAGGAUAUGGAACUGAGGAUGGACCCUGUGACUGCAUCGUUCAGUCCUCUUGUCUCGGCAGACCUUCUCGAGGCUCUCGCAACUCACUGGGACAGUGCAAACACCGCACGCACGAGUCCUCGCCCUCCGUCGAGGAGAAGGGAGACAUUUUGACAGAGUGACACACUUCUUUCUACACAACAUAUUCUGUCAAACAGUGCACACCACUGCCCUCACACAUUCCCUCCCAUCACUUAAUGUAACCUGCCGCAUACAUGCACUGCCAAACAUAAUACACAUUGCUAUUACAGACAUACAGUACCAGCAGUCACACUUUAUGAAAGAAAAGACCACUAUGGACCUACUAUAUCACCUCUCAACCCUCACUAUUCCACCUUUUACUAUUUUAUUUAUGUCAUUUAAGACCACUGAUAGGUGGAGCUAAAUAAAAAGAAUGUUGUUCUCCGCAUGCGCUGCUCUGCAUGCAGUAAAAGCGCAGACAAGACCUUUGUAGAAUCCUGCAAGCAACAUUAUUGUAUGCACUUAGCUGGUGCUGUACCCCAUCGACAAGACUAUUAGGGUGCGUUCACAUUGGUCAUGUCUGGUUAGGUUAAAAGGAUCUCUGGUGCCAUGAUUGCCAUAACAAACUGCUUGUAAGUAACCUCUGGUGUGGUUCGAUUCACUUGAGCUCAAAUUUGAGCACUAGAUGAACCAAAGACACAGACCUUUGUUGAAAUUACAUCAAAGAGCUUUCAGAAAUGACAAAUAUGUAAGAGAAAAUGCGCUGGAUGUGCUGGCUCUCUGCUCUGCUCUCCCCCUCGGUGUGUCUGACAGUAAAGCUCUUUAGAGGUAUAUUUUAGAAGCUUUUCAUGAAAUUGAAGCAUGCAAAAAGAGCAGAAUAUAAAAGUAACCUACGCAUUCAACCCAGCAACCAGUUACAUAUGCCACAAAAGCUGCCCAAUCAAGUCCUCACUUUAUGCAUACAUUCUUUGGUACCAUGACAAAAUUCCCAGUGUGAAUGCUAAGCGAACCGCGUCAAAGUGUGCGCUAAGUAUCUUUUUGUACAUUUUUGGUCCCUACCUGUUUACCGAACCACAUGUGUGAAUGCAGCCUUAAUUGACAUUUGUGAGACUUUGAAUACAAGUCAAAUAAGGCUUUAUUAAAUGGCUCCAAAUAUGGGGACCACUGUGUGACAUGUCUUUGUACAUGUAAGCAGAACGGCAUCAGCUGUAAGCCCUCAGUUUGCAUUCUUAUUUAUGUGACCACAGGUAAAAACCAAAAAAAGUGCCUGUUUUAUUUCUUCGCUGAUGUCAAGCAGUGAUAAGCUAAUUGAAUAACCCCUCUCCUUGCCAAUAGUGGAUGUGUUGGGUCUCUCUAUAAACAAAGUGCUACUCCUAUAACUGCUGUAGUGGGCUGCAUUGGUAAUAGAAACCAGAUGGGUUUUUUCCAAGAUGUCAGACAACUUCCUUCUAAAAUUCAGUCUAAUGUUUUUCAAUUAAUGCUGCAAAUUCAUCUUGAUUGCCACUCACCAGAAGUAAUAUCCUCUUGAGACACAACUUUGUUUUUGAGAGUUAAAUCUUUUUUUUUAUGCCUUUGCAGUGGGCAGCAGUAUCUAGUUCCAUUUUAAUUAUUUCAUCUAUCAUCUUUUAUGCUGUUAUGAUGUCAAGAAAAAAGACUAUAUAAAUCAAACAUUUUACAGUUAUAUCUUAAAACUAGACAUGAAAAAAAAACCUUCAGUGUGGACUUUUCUUUGUUUCAUGCCACACGCUUUCAGUCAUGUUAUGAAUGAUACUGUAAGAAGGGUUACACACAUGCAUUUCUGCAUUGUGAUGCAUUUGUUGCAUCAACCACCAUCACCAUUUUAUAUGAAAAAUUAAUACAGUUGGCGUACGUCGAAAGGCGGAUUGGUGUGACGUCUGCAGUGAUGCGGACUCUACUUCGGUCCGUUGUGGUGAAGAGGGAGCUGAGCCUGAAGGCAAAGCUCUCAAUUUACCGGUCGAUCUACGUUCCUGUCCUCACCUAUGGUCAUGAGCUUUGGGUAGCGACUGAAAGGACAAGAUUGGGGUACAAGCAGCCAAAAUGAGUUUUCUACGUAGGGUGGCUGGGCUCUCCCUUAAAGCUAAGGUGAGAAGCACUGUCAUCUGGAAGAAGCUUGGAGGAGAAUCGUUGCUCCUCCUGAGGUGGCUUGGGCAUCUGGUCAGGAUGCCCCCUGGACGCCUCCCAGGGGAGGUGUUCAGGGCACGUCCAACCAGUAGGAGGCCUCGGGGAAAACCCAGGAUACGUUGGGGAGACUAUGUCUCUCAACUGGCCUGGGAACGCCUCAGGAUCCGCCGGGAGGAGCUGCACGAAGUGGCCGGGGACAGGGAAGUCUGUGCUUCCCUGCUUAGGCUGCUGCCCCCGGAACCCACCUCGGAUAAGCGGAAGAAGAUGGAUGGUUGGCAUAAGUCCACAUGUCCAGCACAGAGGACACUGGUAAAAUGUGUUGCUUUCAGUAUCGUAAAAAUGACUACAUGUUGCCAAACCACCUCAUACUAUCAAUUAAACACGACUUUCUACUUGUAAAAACCAAAUAAGUGGAUAAAUGUAAUAACACUGCCCAUAACACAUGCUGACAGUGCUGCCAACUUGGUGACUUUGUUGCUAAAUCUGAAGACAUUCCAAACCCUCUUGAUAACAUAUUUCCUCAAAAGAGACUAGCAACAAAUCCAGCGACUUUUUCUGGCAGGGUUGGAGAGUUUUCUGGUAUUUGGGGACUUAAAAGUGAAAGCAUCUAUUGAGCUGCACUUUUUGUUCUCACUGAGCAGUAGCUGGUGCUGCUCAGAGGUCUUCCCCGCCCCAGAGCACUCACAAGCCGUUAGUCAGCUACCGCGGCACACUGAGAGCAUAGUGGAGCUCCACACAUCCAUGAAUCACGCAUGCGAGAGGUGCGAUGACCCCGGGUUGGAUCUCGCCCUGUUGUAGAGAGCGGGUCUAGAGGCGAGUCCAGAUGUAAUUAUUACACUUAAAAUUAUUCUUAAGUUAUUUUUAUUAUUUUUAUUUUGAUGAAGUGAUGGCCAAUUUUAAAUGAACAAAUCAAGAAUCAAGUUUAUUUGUAGUUCUAGUCAUAAUUAAGAUGUUGUUACUCACUCUGUGGUCUCUCCUAGAGGUUAUUCUUUUUUCCUACAGCAUAUGUUACAUUAUAUACAAAUAAUGCAAAUAAUAUGCAAAUCAGCCAAUGGCAUAAUCUAGCAACUUCUAGGACAGCUAAUAGCAAUUUUUCUUACUGAGGAGUUGGCAACAGUGCAUGCUGGUUGGUCUGGCAGCCAUUUUGAGAUGGUAUAAAAAGUAUUUCACUGGACAAAUCCCAACCCCAACAAAGCCCAGAAUGCACGGCAUUUUAUAUUCUUUUAGGAGGUUUUGUAUAUGAAAUCAGGCUGUAAAAUGUCUGUCCCUUACAGAGGACAAAAAUUAAUUGCUGGGUCUCAGGAGGAUAUCUUUCUAGUUUAACUCUGAAACCAGUAAAAAUAUACUAGUUUUAAGAACAGAGGUUGUCUGACUUUAUUGAAAAUUGCUCUCCAUUCCUGUUAUUUACUUAUUUAUUCAUUUUUUUAGGGUGCUUUCACACUUAUAGGGUGUACUCUGCAAAGCAAGUCUAGUGGGUUAGCGAGCUGUGUUGCGUCGAAAGCCGGAAUGCGUGUUCAGCGAAGGUAGCUCUCUUUUAAAGCAUCUGUAUCACCAUGGCAACCGAGGCUAAACUCAUACCCUGGUCGGGACUAUGUUACGUCCAAGUUUUCAGCUUCAAAUCAGCUAUGGACGUGCCACUGUUUCACUGCUUGGUUAAUUAAUUCGGAGAUGGCGUCACCAUUUAUUGAGAACCUAUGAAGUUCCAGAGGAAAAUUGAAAAAAAGAGCAUUCCCUGAUGAUAUUAUCCAUCUAUAAGCGAGAUAGAUUGUCAGAUUGUCAGACGAAGAAAUACACUAGAUAUGCUCACACGAGCACCAGGAAUAAAAUGCAAUAUGAAAUAUUCAUAAUUAGGUUAACAUUAGCAGAUGUAAACGUCACCGCAGUCCUUGCGUGAGUACUCAUGUCAGCACUGCCAUCUGAUGGCCACAACGAGAUAGACAUACUUCAAAGAUUUGCAUAAAUACGUUUUUGCUCCAAUUUAUUAAUUUUUUUGAUGGAUAAGUGUUAAAAUGUCAAAGUUGUGCAAUAUAGUUACUAUAAUAAAAAAGCGUGAACCUGCGCAUUCACACGCUGCAUGCUGGCAUGCCAGCGUCCUCCUUCGCUGUAUUGGCAGCAGAAAAUGCAUCAGAGAAAACUAUUUGACAUCGCGCUGGGCAAAAAUGUAUACAGGAAGACUGGCGUACCAUUGUGUGUGAAACCGUACCCGUCAACCAUCCUGUUUUUCCCAGGAAACUACUGUAGGUUUGCCCUUCUUUACUUUGCCUAAUCGGUUUCCCAUAUUAUAUCCUUCAUGAAAAAAACAACAGCUCUGCUCAGCAACACUCUCAUAUUGGCACACAUCCUGUAGCUCUUAAAGUCAGUCCUUCAAAGUAAAAGAAGCACGCCAGGAGAAUAACACCAUUCCACCACAGUAGCCUGUUACAUUUUCAAAUGCAAUAUUGACAGACAAUAUAGCGCUGCUAAACACAACUUGGACAAGUAAGCAUAUGUUUGUAGUAAAUGUAAUUAUUUAUGUGAACAAUCUAGCAGGUUAUGGCACACCAGCAACGUACACGUCGCAGAUCAUUUAUGCUCCUUCACACUGAAAACAUGAAGACAACCUCACUGCCAACAUGCUAAUCCGCGAUAGGCAAGUCAUUGGUUUCAUGUUUAUUACUUGUAAUUAUGUAAGCAUUAUGUCAUUUAGGGUUUUAUCCGAUGGGUUCAUUUGUUCUUUGUCGUGAUUUGGCACCAAGGGAGAAAACUAAACAGAGUUGAUUAAAACACAACAAAGAGUGCUAGUGUGAAAGCACCCUCAAACUCUUGCUAGCUUAAGCUUUUUCAGAAAAAAGAAUUACAUUUCUGUAGUUGUUUGAGUUAAAAUAUACUGUAUGCUGUCGCUCUUGUUGGAAAAAACAAAUCAUACAAUAUGAGGAGAAAGGACAGCAGUGAGCUUGUGUAUUAUGUCAAUGCAUAGUCUUUUCUUUGGGAAAACAUGCUGUCUAUCUAGCUUUCAUUCCAUAUUUAUAAAGUGCCUGUCAAAAUGUCUCACACCAAAACUGGACUCCAUGUAGAAAAAAACAAACCCCGCAGGCCUUUAAUUUCAUUGACCAAGAUUGUUUUUUGUUUUGUUUUUUUAUGCACAAUAAAAGGUACACUAAAGUACUGUAUAUUUUACCACAGUGGAGGGACAACAACAACAAAUGGUUUACAGGAAUACAAUAGUUUAUCUAGUGCACGUUUUAUACCAGUGUUAUUUCUGGAAACUAUAUAUAUAUAUAUAUAUAUAUAUUUUUUUUUUUUUUUGUAUAAGUGUUCCAACCCUUCUAUUUAUCCACUUUUUGUAAUUGGCCGUGUUUUUUUAAAUGGUGCUUUUUGGACCACAACGACAUAUUACUUGUAGUGGCAAAUAACAUUGCUCUGAUAAAGACAUGAGAUAUCAAAUAACCUCAUUAAAACACUUUGAAGAUUCUCAUAAAUUGCUGUUGUUGUUCCUAGUAAGGAUCCAUCUUCUUAUGAUAGUAGAUUCAAGAAAUGAGAAGAACAUACAGUACAUUGCAGAGACGCAUGUCAUAAAUGUUUGAGCUUAUAUUUUUUAGUCCUGACAAGAGCUGUUGCGGUGACAUACCUCAAAAAGGGUGACAAUUGGUAUCAUUUUUCACAUCACAUCUGCCUUUCUUUGAGUUUUGACGUUAUCAGGUUAUUAGUCAAUGGAUUAAUAAAAUGUCACUUUUACAGCUCACAUAUUUAAAAAUGAAUGAACUGAUUUUUUUUUAGUAGUCACGUCACAAGUUUGUUUUUUGUACACGUAUCCACAUUUAUUGGCAAUAUGUACAUUAACUUCUAGCUAGAAGUUCGUAGUGUUAAUAUUUGGGUUUAUGCCGAAAGACUGACUGUAAACUAGCUAGGAAUAUUACCAAUAUAAUAUGCUUGACUCUUAAAAAAAUGCUUGAUUAAAAGAAGAAUGCAAUGACAGCUAAAUAAGAAAAAUAAGGAAUAUGAUUCUGGUGUAUUGUAGUUUUCUUAAGUUAUUUGGGAUUUUUGUUUUGAGAAAUGCUGAAUGUCAACAGCUGGUCUAGAUGGGAUCGCUGUAGAAAUAUGUAGCUCUCUCUCUUUAUUGACCACACUUGAGCAUUUGCUGUGUACAUACACUGUAUGUGCAUUUUGAAGGUGAUGAAAAACACACAAAAAUACAACAAUUUUGAAAAAAAAAUAAGGUGAGACCAGUCAUCCCAAGAGGGCUUUUAAAAAUGAUUGAGAUAUUUUUGUUUCAUCUUCUGACUGAUGUAGCUUGUAAAACAAGAUAUAAAUGCCCACUGUUUGUCAUAGACUUCACAAAUAAAUGUCUGAAUUUUCACACGGG
Messenger RNA from Dunckerocampus dactyliophorus (ringed pipefish), 12160 nucleotides. RefSeq names its product suppressor of glucose, autophagy associated 1 (gene mtcl2). Bases 315 to 5837 code for a protein of 1840 amino acids. Gene Ontology annotation, biological process: regulation of autophagy. The transcript has 24 exons. NCBI's taxonomy places the organism in Eukaryota, Metazoa, Chordata, Actinopteri, Syngnathiformes, Syngnathidae. The record is from RefSeq and is a predicted model, not a curated record.